AUGGGAUUUCUAGCACGAGGUGGCACUGCUGCCACCAAGCCGGGAUCGAUCCCUAUGCACAUCUCCCUCAUCACGUUGACGUUUCAAAACUCUGCGCUGAUCCUCCUCAUGCAUUACUCCCGAAUCAUGCCUCCGUCUGGUGAUCACCGGUACUUUACCUCGACAGCCGUACUGAUACACGAAGUCAUCAAGUUUGCCAUCUCUCUCACCGUGGCCAUUUACGAAGCCUCCAAGACACUUGCGCCGAGCACACCCGCCACUGUCCUGUUUGAACAAAUUUCCAAUGGAGUCUUCUCUGGCGACGGCUGGAAGCUGGCUCUGCCAGCCGUCUUUUAUACGCUACAAAACUUGCUGCAAUACGUCGCUCUUGGCAACUUGGACCCUGUUCAUUUCCAGGUCUUGUACCAGCUAAAAAUCCUCACUACAGCAGUCUUUAGCGUUUGUCUUUUAAACCGUUAUCUGGGCGCUACGCGCUGGGUUUCUCUCAUAAUUCUCACAGCCGGCGUCUCGGUGGUUUCACUUCCUUCUGCGGGCGACUCCCUCGAAUCUCUAUUCAUCCACAACGUCGCGGACCACUUCUUCCCUCGAUCGCAACACGAGCUUGGAUUCCAACCCAACAUGGACAACAGCGAAUCACCUGCGCACCUUAGCCGCCGAUCGGCUAGCUACGAGGGAAUCAACAGCGACCAGUUUCCUUCAGAUCCCGUCAUGAACUACUCGGUCGGUCUCACGGCAGUUCUCAUUGCUGCGAUCGUGUCCGGCUUCGCAGGUGUGUACUUUGAGAAGAUUCUCAAGGAGUCUCCCUGCCACAAUAGCGUCUGGAUCCGAAACCUGCAGCUUGGCGUCUACUCGAUCCUUGCUGCUUUCUUUGGCGGCGUUGUCUGGCAGGACGGUGCCGGAAUCAUGGAGCACGGCUUCUUCGAGGGUUACAACUGGGUUGUGUGGGUCACCAUUGUGCUGCAGGCCGUUGGAGGUGUGAUUGCCAGCAUCGUCAUUAGAGAUGCCGAUAACAUCGUCAAGAAUUUUGCCACGAGCAUCAGCAUCGUGGUCAGCUUCUUUGUCAGUGUCUGGCUAUUCGACUUUCCAGUGACCCUCACGUUUCUCCUUGGUACCUCGCUGGUCCUGGCUGCUGUCUGGCUCUACAGUGCCCCCGACCGCGGCCGAUCUCGCCCAUCGCCCCUCCACAUCGCCAGCUUCGAAAAGCCUGCGAUUGAGCGAACGUUGACCCCAGGCUCGACUCCGCGAACUGUUGAUCCUAGGCGACUCAACAUGGACCCCUUUGACGCCAAGGGUCUCUCGUCGAGCCGUCCGAGCAGCCCGGCACCAACGCCGCGCCAAGUCAGCCGUACCAACUUGGCAAAGCAGCUGUAA
Cordyceps militaris CM01 is the source of this 1371-nucleotide messenger RNA. RefSeq names its product UDP-galactose transporter, putative. Gene Ontology annotation, cellular component: Golgi membrane. Gene Ontology annotation, biological process: pyrimidine nucleotide-sugar transmembrane transport. The record is from RefSeq and is a predicted model, not a curated record. Gene Ontology annotation, molecular function: UDP-galactose transmembrane transporter activity. Lineage: Eukaryota; Fungi; Ascomycota; Sordariomycetes; Hypocreales; Cordycipitaceae. The transcript is spliced from 4 exons. The coding region runs from base 1 to 1371 and encodes 456 amino acids.